AUGACUAUUCUUCGAGAGCAUAAUCGAAGCCGCAGCUUGGAGACGCAGCGUAGUGAUUUCCUUCACGAUCUCACCAACACUACUGAAGGAAUCCACUUCCCUUCUACCAAGCUUCUUUCAGGCAAGGCUAAUGAGAAAGAAGCCCUUGCUGUGCUUUGCCCUGAAAAGGCAUACAAGGCGACCGAGAUUGCUAUUGUCCAUUUAAGCAAGCUCCUUGUCCAGUGCAACAAAUGGCUCCCUAUUUUCGAUGUGCAGGGACCCCGUACGUACUGGACCGUUGUUGCUACUACGACUUCCCAGAUGCAAAAAAUCGAGUUGUCGGAAAAAAUGGCCAAGGAUGUUGUGUUUGCUCUUCUCCGAGCCAGACAGCGCUGGAUCCUUCGUCAGGACAACCCCAGAGCUGCCACCACCACCGUGAGAUCUCACUUCAUCGCCGGCCUCCAGCGACUUCUUCAACGAUUUGAGGAAAAGGAAAAGGACGCCACGGCGUUCCAGUUCAAAAAAGACAAAGACUGGAAGUUGACUGAGAAGGAGAUCCGUGACGCCAAAUCGCGCCUCAUGGGCCCCGGAAGUCAGAUGGCCGGUGGCCGUAUUGGACUUUCCUUUCACUCCCCUCACGGCCUGUAUCCCAUCGCUCAGUUGUCGAGCGCUCCCAUGCUGGAGAGAAACCUUCUCGGCAUGCUUGACAGCUGCGUGGAGAAGAUCACUCCGGCCGAAGCUGUGCAGGCACUUCUAUCCAACUCGGCCAUGGACGCUGUCAAGGUUGAGACAUGGCAACGGAGUUGGUUCGCAGAGUUACCAGAUAGUGACGAUGACGAUGACGAUGGCGACGACGAUGACGACGAGCAAGCCGGCGUCCUUGGUCAUUUCAUUCCACCUGAGCAGGGGGACGAAGACGGGUGGCUUUACGAAAAGCCACAACCCGAGCUCGUCCCUGUCCCGGCGAAGACCAUGAAGCGCUUCUUCAGCGAAGAGCCCGAGGAUAACGGCCCGGCCAAGAAGCAAGUCUUUGGCAAGGGAAAGGCCAGAUCCGUCUCGACUCCGGUGGUCAGCCAGCCGCCGCUGGCUCCAGGCAAGUCGGCCAAGACCUCUCGCUCGACCUCUCUGCAGGUCCCCCAGACGUCCAAGAAGUAA
Messenger RNA from Trichoderma breve, 1134 nucleotides. RefSeq lists its product as uncharacterized. The transcript is spliced from 2 exons. The record is from RefSeq and is a predicted model, not a curated record. The coding region runs from base 1 to 1134 and encodes 377 amino acids. NCBI's taxonomy places the organism in Eukaryota, Fungi, Ascomycota, Sordariomycetes, Hypocreales, Hypocreaceae.